This is a messenger RNA of Capsella rubella, 502 nucleotides long. RefSeq lists its product as uncharacterized. NCBI's taxonomy places the organism in Eukaryota, Viridiplantae, Streptophyta, Magnoliopsida, Brassicales, Brassicaceae. The transcript has a single exon. The coding region runs from base 115 to 318 and encodes 67 amino acids. The record is from RefSeq and is a predicted model, not a curated record.
GCUUAUAAAUAUCAUUCAAACUGAAACCUUUUAUUCACGCGGAAACAAAGAAAACUGAAAACGAUUCUAUAAUUUGACCUUGUCUAGAAGAGAAGAAAGAACAAAAAAAAAAGGAUGUGUUUGGUGUUCGUGUGCGAUCAAGACGAGCAGGUGAUCGGAAGGUACGCAGCUCCUGGAGCGUGUCCGUACUGCGGCGGAGCGGUUCAGGUGGUUGACGUUAAUAGCCGGUGGAAUUUCUGCUUCGUUCCUAUCUCUAAUAAAAACAAACGUCGCCAUCUCUGUUCCACUUGCGGUAAACGCCUCAUCGUCCGUGGCUGAAACCAAAAAACAAACUCCCACCUCCUCCGACUCCGAGAGAUCAUUUCUAUCAUGUAAAUAUUCCAAGCUUCUGACUUGUUUUGUGUAUCGUGUUCGUAAACGUUUGUAAGAAAAGAACAUAUCUUCUCUAUUAUGAUUGCUCAGUAUAUGUAUGAACCAUGAUCAUAUAAAAUUUCAGCUUACA